AUGGCCGCACCCUUCGACGGCCUGAGCGCCUGCUCUGCCCGGGGCCCCGCGCGCCACCCGGGCUCGGCGUCCCCCGCGGGCUCGGUGCGCGCAGACCUGGGCGCAGCGGGCGCCGGGCCGCGCCUGUGGGUGACCGCGCCCGCACCCUACGUGCCAGGCACGGCUCUCGGCCCUGCGGCCCCCGGCGGCUACGCGGGCCCCGGACCCCUGCUCGGCGGCGCGGGCGGCCUGGCUGGCGGCGACCUGGCCUGGCUGGGCCUCCAGGGCCAACACGAGCUGCUGCGCCUGGUGAGGCCGCCCUACUCGUACUCCGCGCUCAUCGCCAUGGCCAUCCAGAGCGCGCCGCUGCGGAGACUGACGCUCAGCCAGAUCUACCAGUACGUGGCGGGCAACUUCCCCUUCUACAAGCGCUGCAAGUCGGGCUGGCGGAACUCCAUCCGCCACAACCUGUCGCUCAACGACUGCUUCAAGAAGGUGCCCCGCGACGAGGACGACCCAGGUAAAGGCAAUUACUGGACCCUGGACCCAAACUGUGAGAAGAUGUUCGACAAUGGGAACUUCCGAAGGAAGAGGAAAAGACGAGGAGAGGUGCAUGCAGCCGCAGGCCCCACGAGUCCAGAGGAAGCCCAGAUGCAGGCACUGUCACCCAGGCGCAGUGCCACCCCGGGCCCACCGUCCCCACCCACAUCAGAGCCUGCUUGCUUCUCCAGUUUCGCCUCUGCCAUGGGGGCCCUGGCUGGUGGUUUCAGUGCCUUCCCCGGGUCACUGGCCAGCGACUUUCCUUUCGGGCCACUGCCAGCAGUCACCAGCCAUGGUCCCCAAGCCCCCAGCCCUGCCCCCAGCUUCGCCUCUAGCCAACAGACCGCUGCCAGCAGCUUCCGAGUCAGUCACUUUGUCUAUGGCCGUGAAGGAACAGAAGUUUGA
Elephantulus edwardii (Cape elephant shrew) is the source of this 924-nucleotide messenger RNA. It is a transcript of the gene FOXI2, whose product is annotated as forkhead box I2. Lineage: Eukaryota; Metazoa; Chordata; Mammalia; Macroscelidea; Macroscelididae. The record is from RefSeq and is a predicted model, not a curated record. Gene Ontology annotation, molecular function: DNA-binding transcription factor activity, RNA polymerase II-specific; RNA polymerase II cis-regulatory region sequence-specific DNA binding. Bases 1 to 924 code for a protein of 307 amino acids. The transcript is spliced from 2 exons. Gene Ontology annotation, biological process: anatomical structure morphogenesis; cell differentiation; regulation of transcription by RNA polymerase II.